AUGAAUGGGAAUGGAGAAGGAGGUGGAGAAAGUUUGAGAGCCACAAUGGAGGGUAACAGGGAGCGAAUGGUGUAUAUGUGGGGAUAUCUGCCCGGAGCACUACCGGAAAGAGCGCCGCUUUUGUCGCCGGUUCUGGUUAGGCUUCCGCCGUCAGUUGGGGCUUCUUGGAAGGAUGUGUGCGGUGGCGGCUGCGGAUUCGCUAUGGCUAUUUCUGACCCUGGGAAGCUCAUUACAUGGGGUUCAACAGAUGAUUUAGGUCAAAGCUAUGUGACAUCUGGAAAACAUGGGGAAAUACCAGAGCCUUUUCCUCUUCCUACGCAAGCUUCGAUCAUCAAAGCUGCAGCAGGUUGGGCACACUGUGUUGCUGUUACAGAACAUGGUGAAGUUUACACAUGGGGAUGGAAAGAAUGUGUUCCCUCUGGCAAGGUCUUUGGAGACUCAUCCUUAGGGGUGAGCACUGAAAAGGAUGUUCCUGAUAGGCAAAGCCCUUUUACGUUAGACCAAGUUAGCCCUCGCUCCCAGGGAUCAAGAUCCAACGCAGGGACAUCGUCCAAUGCAGAUAGUAAGGGAGGUGGGGAGGAGACAUCAAAGAGAAGAAGGAUAUCAUCAGCUAAACAGGCUGCUGAGAGCUCAUCAUCUGCUGAUGAAACUCUUUCAGCACUGCCAUGUCUGGUCUCACUAAAUCCAGGAGUAAGGAUUGCUGCUGUUGCAGCAGGUGGCCGCCAUACAUUAGCAUUGUCAGAUAUAGGACAGGUGUGGGGAUGGGGCUAUGGUGGUGAGGGGCAGCUGGGUCUGGGGUCCCGGAUACGCAUGGUGUCAUCUCCACAUCCUGUACCAUGCAUUGAGUCAACUGCUCUGGGGAAGGAUAGAACCAUGGCACUCUCUCGAGGAAGCAUUGCCUCAGACGGACAUAACUUCAGAGUUCCUGGCAGUUAUAUAAAGGGAAUUGCCUGCGGAGGCAGACAUAGUGCAGUAGUUACCGAUGCAGGUGCUCUACUUACAUUUGGCUGGGGACUGUAUGGACAAUGCGGUCAAGGAAGUACAGACGAUGAGCUAAGUCCAACUUGUGUCUCUUCCUUGCUUGGAAUCAGGAUAGAAGGAGUGGCUGCAGGGCUCUGGCACACUGUUUGUAUCUCUGCUGAUGGUGAUGUUUAUUCUUUUGGUGGGAAUCAAUUUGGGCAGUUGGGUACUGGUUCUGAUCAGGCUGAGACUCUCCCCCGGCUGCUAGAGACACCAAGUCUGGAAAAUGUGCAUUCAAAAGUUGUCUCAUGUGGAGCUCGUCAUAGUGCUGUGGUUACAGAGGAAGCUUGGCUUGGGCGAUCACCAACAACACCUAUCCGCCUUUUAUUGAGUUCUCCGCUCAACUGUUCCUCCGCCGGCCUUUGCCAUUCUUACAUAAGCGAGAGCGUCCGCAACGCCGCCAACGACGGCGCCGCCUGCGGGAACUCCCAGAUAUGCUGUACCUUCCGGGCGGGCGGGUCGACCACUUCCUAUUCCAUCCGGGUCAGGCAGCAGGGUUGUACUGCCUACCGAAGCUUUGUCAACUUGGACUAUUCCUCGCCGUCGGAUUGUGAUCGGGGUUCCACUUGUGGGGCCGACCCAAGUUCCAAUGCCGUUGUCCGCCGGUGCUUCUGUAAUACCGGCUUCCAUUGGGACGCCGUCGCAGGAUCAUGCGCCAAAGAUGUGACGUGCGACGAUCCAGAUGGGUGUAGCAAAGACAGAACUGGGCUGAUUGCAGGUUUGACUACGGGACUGGGUGCCGGAUUGAUCUUAGCAAUCAUUGGAGUUUUGGGAUUCAAAAGGCACCAACGAAUCAAGGAAGCACAAGAACGCCUUGCCAGGGAGCGGGAAGAGAUCCUCAAUUCGGGUGGUGCAAAAUCAGCCAAGCUCUUCACCGGCAGAGAAAUCAAGAAGGCAACCAACAAUUUCUCGAGGGAUCGCCUUCUUGGUUCGGGUGGUUACGGUGAAGUUUACAAAGGUAUCCUCGAUGAUGGAACAGUUGUUGCCAUCAAAUGUGCAAAGCUUGGAAACACCAAAGGAACAGACCAAGUACUGAAUGAAGUCAGAAUACUCUGCCAAGUCAACCACAAGAGUCUUGUUGGGCUACUUGGCUGUUGCGUCGAGCUUGAGCAGCCGUUAAUGGUGUACGAGUAUGUUUCCAACGGCACACUUGCUGAUCAUUUACAAGCAUUUGACAGAAGGAAACAACUAACAUGGACUUCUCGGCUCAGCAUUGCUCGCGCCACGGGUGAAGGGCUCGCAUACCUUCAUUUCUCCGCGGUCCCUCCAAUCUACCACCGCGAUGUCAAGUCUAGUAACAUUUUGCUAGACGAAAAGCUCAAUGCGAAGGUUUCAGAUUUCGGGUUGUCUCGUUUAGCGCACACGGACCUUAGCCACAUAUCGACUUGUGCGCAGGGGACACUCGGGUAUCUGGAUCCAGAGUAUUACAGAAACUAUCAAUUGACGGAUAAGAGCGAUGUUUACAGCUUCGGGGUGGUGCUUUUGGAGCUGUUGACGUCUCAGAGAGCGAUAGAUUUCAACAGGGAGGAAGACGAUGUGAAUCUGGCGGUGUAUGUGCAGAGGUUGGUAGAGAAAGAGAGGAUAAUGGAUGCUGUUGAUCCAAUUUUGAAAGAUGGAGCGAGUGAUUUGGAGUUGGAUACAAUGAAGGCGUUGGGAUUUCUGGCAUUGGGAUGCUUGGAGCAGCGUAGACAAGACCGGCCUUCCAUGAAAGAGGUUGUUGAGGAGAUUGAAUACAUUAUCAGCGUUGCCAAAGCUCAAGCUGGCCAAAAGUAA
Molecule: messenger RNA, 2793 nt
Organism: Oldenlandia corymbosa var. corymbosa
Lineage: Eukaryota; Viridiplantae; Streptophyta; Magnoliopsida; Gentianales; Rubiaceae
Source: the annotation of a GenBank genome assembly